Acinonyx jubatus (cheetah) is the source of this 291-nucleotide messenger RNA. Its product is annotated as high mobility group nucleosome-binding domain-containing protein 3. The record is from RefSeq and is a predicted model, not a curated record. NCBI's taxonomy places the organism in Eukaryota, Metazoa, Chordata, Mammalia, Carnivora, Felidae. Gene Ontology annotation, cellular component: chromatin; nucleus. Gene Ontology annotation, biological process: chromatin organization. Gene Ontology annotation, molecular function: nucleosomal DNA binding.
AUGUCCAAAAGAAAGUCUCCAGAGAAUACAGAGGGCAAGGCCAAACCAAUUGAACAGGAGACCACCAGACAGUCUGCCAGAUUGUCAGCGAAACCCGCUCCACCAAAAGCUGAACCUGAACCAAGAAAAACAUCUGCGAACAAAGAACCUGGCACAAAGACUAACAAAGGUACUAAAAGGAAAGAGGGAGAGCAAGAAGCUGGAAAGGAAGAUACCGCACCAUUUCCAAAUGGUGAAACUAAAGCUGAAAAGUUGCGGGAAGUUGAACCUGUAGAUCACAGGGUAGGCUGA